UUGGGCCGAUUCUGGUCAGUCGUUCAUUUUGAUUCCUGGCCGAUUCCUCGUUGUUGGGGAGAUACAGGAUAUUCGUUUAAAGAGUAUAUUAAGUAGAACGUAAUUAGAUACAGGCUAAAAUAUGUAAUGUUUUUUAAAGAGAAACGGCGCUGGCAGACAGGAUUUAGUUCAUCCCGGUCUCUGGCCCACACUCCAGUACAGGAGGGUGCGGUAAUGCACCAUACCGUUGGACGCCAACCACCGAUGAACCCCACCGAAGAAGCGGCCAUUUUGUUAGACGUUUGACGGCUAGGGAGAUUAGCUGACGCCUUUCGUAUUGUUUUUUUUUUUUUACCUUACCCUCACAAAUUGGAGGUGUAAUUACACUGGUUCUUAUAAUUGAUCAAGUAUAAUUUAUUUUGCGAACAGGGUCGACCUCGUUUUUAAAACCGUAAAGAAGUUAGGACUAUUUUGUGUAUCAUAUUCGUGCGAGAUCCUGCUAACCAUUCAUGUUGCAAGCGUGUGCGGUGUUUAUUAGCCAGGAACACAAGGCCUUUUCAGCUCUCAUGGCCACCAUCUAUCGAUUUUUUUAAACAGCUGUCUGCCCCGUGAACGCACAAAUUAUCAAAACUUUUAUCUUUCACCCAAUUUGUAUUACCCAAAUUAGAUUAGACUCCUUGGAAUAUCGCUUUGCUAGCUGGUUUUGCUAGCUAAUCGACAGAACCCCGCGUGCGCCAUUAGCUGUGAAUUAGCAAUUAGCUAACUACUUCCUAAUCUAACUUUGAGACCAUGGCAGAGUUGUACAUUCGCGUGGCAGAGGACGAAAACGAAGAGCCAAUGGAGAUCCCAUCGGAGGAUGAUGGGACUGUUUUGCUGUCAACGGUUGCAGCCCAGUUUCCCGGAGCGUGCGGCCUACGUUACAGGAACCCUGUGUCUCAGUGCAUGCGAGGCGUCCGUCUAGUUGAGGGUAUCUUACAUGCACCUGAGAAUGACUGGGGUAGUCUGGUGUACGUCGUCAACUACCCAAAAGAUAACAAAAGGAAAAUGGAUGAAAUGGAUGCUGCCUCUGCGGUUAAAAUGAAGAGGAGUAUCGAGAAAACAUCAGACCUCAUUAUCCUUGGUUUGCCUUGGAAAACGUCUGAGCAAGAUUUGAAAGACUACUUCGCCACUUUUGGAGAAGUCAUCAUGGUGCAGGUCAAAAGAGAUGUUAAGACUGGGAACUCAAAGGGUUUUGGUUUUGUUCGGUUCACUGAGUACGAGACUCAAUCCAAAGUGAUUUCUCAGCGACACAUGAUUGACGGAAGAUGGUGUGACUGCAAACUACCCAACUCUAAGGCAGGUCCCGAUGAGCCCAUGCGCAGCCGUAAAAUCUUUGUUGGCCGCUGCACAGAGGACAUAACCACUGAUGAGCUCCGGCAGUUCUUCAUGCAGUAUGGAGAGGUCACUGAUGUCUUCAUUCCCAAACCCUUCCGGGCUUUCGCCUUUGUGACUUUCGCAGAUGACCAGGUUGCUUCAGCCCUGUGCGGAGAGGACCUGAUCAUCAAGGGUGUCAGCGUGCACAUCUCUAACGCUGAGCCUAAGCACAAUAAUAGUAGGCAAAUGAUGGAUCGUGGGGCUGGUGCGUUCGGGGGCCAGGGCUAUGGCGGUGGUCGUGGAGGGAUAGGGAGCAGUGGCAGUAGCGGGGUGAAUUUUGGGGGGCUUAGCCUUAACCCAGCCAUGAUGGCCGCCGCUCUGCAGAGCAGCUGGGGCAUGAUGGGUAUGCUUGCUAACCAGCAGGGUCAGACCAAUUCGGCAGGUACUGCCGCAGCCGGGCAGACCAAUGCCACCCGAGAUCAGAGCCAGGCCUAUAGUUCUAAUAGCACCAGUUACAGCAGCCCCAGCUCAGCUAGCCUAGGGUGGGCUGCAGGCACCAACUCUGCCUCCGGCAGUGGCUUCAGCUCCGGAUUUGGCACCUCUAUGGAGUCAAAAUCAUCAGGUUGGGGAAUGUAGAAAACUUUGAUUUAAAGUCCUAUUUCUAGAUUCAUCUGUUAAGUAUUUUGAGGGGCAAGAAAGAGCUAGUCAUAUCUUAUGUCCCUGCUAUUUAAAACUAUAUUGCCUUUCAUUUUGUUAAAGACAUUUGACUAUUCAUAUGUUUGUGUGUGUGACUAAUUCUGUAGGAAAUGAGUGCACAGAGUGGUUGAAGUGUAUAGUUCUUUAGGGGUAAACUGCUACACUAAAUGUCUUUUUUUUUUCUUGAGAAAAAGUUAUUUAGUUUAAGACGUGACAUGAUGACUCUGCAUGCUAAGUAGAUAUUUCUGAGAUGCACGAGUAAUCACGAAAGCCCCCCUAAACCACCUGUAUAUGGUCUUGAAUUGGGCUUGAGGUUUAAUCUCUGUAUGCAGUUGAUUCUUUUUUUUGUUUGCUGUUUUAUGGAAAGCCUUCAUGAAAAUCUCUUCAACAAGUUAACUGUUCUUCUUUUUUUGUUGUUGUUGAAUUUCCUGGAAAGAAAGCCCCUCAUUGGCAGCAAUGUUUGACCAAACUCAGUAUCAGUACCCCUCUUCCCAUGUGUAAAUGCUUUGCCAUCAAAAGACACAGCUUCACUCUGCAUAUACUGUGUUAGACUGUGGGUGUUGUCUUUAUCUCCCCUUUUUAUGGAUCAAAACAUCUUGUCUGCUUUAUCACUUGAGAACAAAGCGAUUGGUAGUGGCAAGAGUGAGAGACUUGAGUGGGAAAAGCAGUGUGUAAAGGACUGGUUGUGCGAUGCUGAAGAGCCAGAUGUCUGCGAGAGUUGAGAAGAACCUGUGGCUUUGUGCGAGUGUGUUCCAUAUGACCAUCAAAAGGACAUUCAUCGUAUCUUGAGAUCCCGACGGUCUCCUUUCUCUAUUUCUAUCAAGCUUAAUCUUGAACACAAUGGAAUGUUUAGCGCUAUGAAUAUUUGUAUCCUUUCUUGCUGUCUGAUUUGACGUGGAUGCUGUAUGGUGUGUGUGCUUCAUUUUCUUCUUGUUCCUACCCCUUUCCGUGUGAAAAUGUGACCUGCUGUUGGUGAUUGUCUGUGUUGAGAGCACUGGGGGAGCUUGGAGGAUUGUGAACUCGGUGUGUCUUAAGAGGGUGAAGUGGCAAGCGUUUGACGAGCUAUUGACAUUUUGUGUUAGUGUUUUUGAAUGCAUUUUAUAUGUUUUGUCAAUCAAAGGGAAUUCUCAAAUAAAACAAAAUUUGACCAGG
This is a messenger RNA of Oncorhynchus gorbuscha (pink salmon), 3180 nucleotides long. RefSeq names its product TAR DNA-binding protein 43-like. Lineage: Eukaryota; Metazoa; Chordata; Actinopteri; Salmoniformes; Salmonidae. The transcript has 5 exons. Gene Ontology annotation, cellular component: nucleoplasm. Gene Ontology annotation, molecular function: RNA binding. Bases 769 to 1968 code for a protein of 399 amino acids. The record is from RefSeq and is a predicted model, not a curated record. Gene Ontology annotation, biological process: regulation of gene expression.